Molecule: messenger RNA, 1304 nt
Organism: Salvia splendens (bonfire salvia)
Lineage: Eukaryota; Viridiplantae; Streptophyta; Magnoliopsida; Lamiales; Lamiaceae
Product: cytoplasmic tRNA 2-thiolation protein 1
Exons: 10
Coding region: 66-1145 (359 amino acids)
Biological process (GO): tRNA wobble position uridine thiolation
Cellular component (GO): mitochondrion; cytosolic tRNA wobble base thiouridylase complex
Molecular function (GO): tRNA binding
Source: RefSeq, a predicted model, not a curated record
UAUUAAUUAAUUGAUGCAUAAAUAAUUUUGAAGGUUUAAAAAGCCGCCGCAUCACUUGUGCUGAUAUGGCGUCGGAAGCAGCGGCCGAGACGGCGGCGAAGCCUAGAGGCGGUAGGCUUUGCACCAUCUGCAACACCAAGCGAGCCGCCCUCAAGCGCCCUAAAACCCUCGAACAAAUAUGCAAAGACUGUUUCUACGCAGUUCUAGAAGACGAAAUUCACAGAGUGAUUGUGGAUAAUCACAUCUUCAAGCGCGGCGAACGCGUCGCUAUUGGAGCUUCUGGAGGAAAAGAUUCAACUGUGCUUGCAUAUGUGAUGUCCGAAUUGAAUCGUAGACACGAUUACGGGCUCGAUCUUUUCUUGCUUUCGGUUGAUGAAGGAAUUACUGGAUACAGAGAUGAUUCACUUGAAACUGUUAAAAGAAAUGAAAUUCAGUAUGGAAUUCCUCUUAAAGUUGUCUCGUAUAAAGACUUAUAUGGGUGGACGAUGGAUGAGAUUGUGAAGCUGAUAGGUCUCAAGAACAAUUGUACCUUUUGUGGUGUUUUUCGUCGCCAGGCUCUCGACCGGGGUGCUUCUCUUUUAAAAGUAGACAAGAUAGUUACAGGGCAUAAUGCAGAUGACAUUGCUGAGACAGUUCUACUAAACAUAUUGAGAGGCGACAUUGCAAGGCUGAGUAGAUGUACUUCUAUUAUUACGGGUGAAGAUGGGCCUAUUCCAAGAUGCAAGCCUUUUAAGUACACCUAUGAGAAGGAAAUUGUGAUGUAUGCAUACUUCAAACGGUUGGAUUACUUCUCAACCGAGUGCAUAUACUCUCCCAAUGCCUAUCGUGGCUUUGCUCGGGAAUUCAUUAAAGAUUUGGAGAGGAUCAGGCCAAGAGCUAUACUCGACAUCAUAAAAUCUGGUGAAGAUUUUAGGAUAGCAACCCAUACAAAAAUGCCAGAGCAGGGAAACUGUGAAAGGUGUGGUUACAUCUCCAGCCAGAAAUGGUGUAAAGCUUGCGUUCUACUUGAUGGACUUAAUCGAGGUUUGCCUAAGCAAGGUAUUGGUCGGACGCGAGGCCUGGAUGCCGAGCGCAACAAGGAUUCGAGAGAAACUAAUGGAACACAGAGUUUGCAGAGCAAGCAAUGUGGAUCACUUGACUUCUGAUUCAGUGGUGCAGUUUGGUAUGUUUGAAAUUCCUUAUGUACUGUUUAUAAUGGGAAGCAGAAGCAUAUCAUAUUUAUUUGGAUAUUUUUGUAUUUUCUGUACUUUUUAAAAACACUAUUUAGGAUUCUUUGGACUAAUGAAAUUUUGGUUUAGCUUUAA